Molecule: messenger RNA, 3937 nt
Organism: Armigeres subalbatus
Lineage: Eukaryota; Metazoa; Arthropoda; Insecta; Diptera; Culicidae
Product: protein sidekick-2-like
Exons: 11
Coding region: 1329-3257 (642 amino acids)
Biological process (GO): cell-cell adhesion
Molecular function (GO): protein binding
Source: RefSeq, a predicted model, not a curated record
UCGUGUGUGGGGUUCAAAGUUACUACCGACUGGCGUUCGUUGAUAGGAACAGGCAUUUUUUCUCUCUUUAUUAUGGGAGUUCAGUUUUAAAGUUGAAUGAUACUUGAAUGUUGAAAGCUAUGACGGCUACUAGCUACGGCUGGCGGGCGUGUGUAGAGGCAAAAGCUGUCGAAGGAUACAUAUGAAAAAUAAAAAAAUUCACAGGAUAACAGUGAAAGGUGCCAGGAGCUGUGCUUCAAGUCUGUUUUGAGUGCGAUAGGGCGGUGGGUCGGUGUGCUGUUAACAAGGUCAGGAGAUCAAAUGCGACAGAAGAAGAUAAAAAUCAUCUGCUGGGACUCCGCGGCAGUGGGCGGAACCAGGCGCCAUUGCAAGUAGGGAGUGUGAGCGUGGGUGGAGGGACUAAACAGUCGUUUUCGGCACGAGUGAAUAAAGCAAUUAUUAUGCGCUUUUUCUCUACCGGGUGGCAAAUCAAGAAUAAAUGAUGAUGAUGUGUGACGUGAUUUGAAACAUGGUGAACGUUCGUAGCAAGAAGCUGAGAAAUGUAAUUGCAUUUCCGUCAUUUGGAAUCCAUUGAGGCUCGGCACCGGAUGUAAGAACAACUCACCACCCUCUCGCAUGAGUGGUGUUUACUCGAUGAAUGUGGGUUAUAAAAUUUACAUAAUUGCAACCCCCAAGUGUUGGUAGCGGAAGGAUAUGCAUGAAAGAAAAAAAAUGCUGUGAAUACCAAGAAUUCAAACCACAUUGAGGGCGAGAAUGUAAUUACGUAAAAAAAAACUGGUGAAUUACACGAAUGGUGGUUUGCUUACGUGAGUGAUAUCAAGAAGUGUUCACCCGAUGAAAAUAAGUCCCACAUUGCUACUUGUCGUGAAACUUCAAUAGGAUUGGAUUAAAGUGAUUCUGAGCGGGGGAGAAGUAGACAGAAGAAAACGUGGAUGCUGCUAGGAUCGACAUACAGAACAAACAUACACAAUUGAUAUUCAUUAGAGUGCUUUCGACGGGACGAUAUCGACAAGGAGGAUGAGAUUGCCGUUCGGCUCGGUUGUGUUUUGCCGGUAAUAUAUUGCAGAAAGCAUUCCUAGGAGCAAGAAUCACAUUCAGAAAGCGAGAGAAGCAAUUUGUUCUACUGCUGCUGCUGCACAGUUUGCACACAUGGUUGGUGAUUAGAAUGGUGUUAAACAGCCGGAAGCGAUUUAUCUGCACAAUGCAGAACUGUGCCAUUUGCAGUGGUGUUGAGUGAUUAUGAGUAAAUAGAGCAGUGAACAGUAAAUGUGGUGGUGAAGGGUGGAGUAAUUUCUAGAAAAAAAGGAUUGCACAAAGGAAGAAGCAAAAUGAGUCAUCAAGGAGCCAACACUAAUCGAGGAUUCAUAUACUGUGGAUUAAUUUUGGCAUCGCUGAGCAGUUGCUCGGCAACGAGGAUAUUCGACAUCGAAAGCAUACCUUUGGUGAAGUAUGUUGCGGUGGCUGGUCGGAACGUCACGAUGAGCUGCCCGGGAGUGAACGAACACUCGCUGGUGGACACACUCACGUGGAAGUCCAGCAGCACGGUAGCCGAGUUUGUCAACGGACUACCACUAGCCAGUAAUAAUAGGAUAACAUUGCUACCUGAUAAUUUUAGUCUCCACAUAAGUCCAACUGUCGCCUCGGAUACGGCCGAGUACAGCUGCCUGGUGAACGACCGCCACAGCCCCGAAGCCAUCGUGGAUCUGCUAGUUCAAGACGUACCGGAUCCACCGGGGCGACCACUGGUUGUCAGCUUCACGUCACGCUCGGUGCAUCUGUCCUGGGCUCACUCGCAGGAUCCCCGCAAUGCACCCGUGACGAAUUUUAUCAUCGAAUCGAGGGUUGGCGAGAACGGUGGCUGGGAUCUGGUGCCGCCGAUUCGAACGAAAAACAAUGUCACUUCGCACCAGGUGGGUGGUCUGCUGCCCUUCACGGUGUACAGCUUUCGAGUGAUUGCAAUAAACGAGCUGGGUAUAAGUCCGCCGUCCAAGGAAUCGUACUACUUCGUCACACUCCGAGAAGCGCCAACGGGCAAACCGGUGACGACAAUCGCCCACAACACCAGCGCCAGCUCGCUGUACAUCUCGUGGAAACCCCCACCGCCGGACACGAUCCUGGGCGAGUUCCUUGGCUACCGGAUCACGUACCGCAAGCGGGAUCCCAAUUCGGAGGAUGUCAAGGAAAUUUACAUCCGUGACAGUUCCGUGGAGAGCCAUGAAAUCCACAACCUGCAAACCUACACACAGUAUCUGGUUUCAAUCCAGGUAUUCAACCCGGAAGGCUUAGGUCCACCUACAACCGUGCUUGUCAUGACCGACGAAGGAGUUCCAAGUAAACCUCGCAAUCUGAGCAUUCUGGAGAUAACUUCAACCACUAUCCGAAUCAGCUGGCAGGAACCAGAGCGCAAAAAUGGCGUAAUCCAUGGAUACCGAGUGUACUAUGUGUAUCAGAAUCAAACCCUUCUGCAUCUUCCCAUUCUGAAAAGUGAUGCCAUUCAGAACUUGAUCUACUACUACACAUUGUCCAGCUUGAAACCUUUCACCGAUUAUCGACUUAUUGUUGCCGCCUUUACCAUGAAGUACGACGGUGAAACUACAGAGGUUUCAGUUAGGACAGACAUUUCCGGUCCCAGUGCGCCCAAAUUUGUAAAUUUGACCUGCUAUUCGGAAGAUGCUUUGUUCCUAGCGUGGCGAAUACCACAGCAUUUUUAUAACUCGGUAAAUCACUACAUAGUUAGCUACCGAAACAUGGAUUACACGAGGUCACGGGAGAUCAGAAUUUCCGCAAAUGCAUCCAUCCUGGAGACUUCAGUUGUGCUGCAGAAUCUCACUACGGACGCCAGCUACGAGCUUAAGGUACGAGCCGCUUCCAUUAGCGUGAUCAACCCAAAUAAGGUCAUCCUGGGCCCGUACUCGGAGUUACGAAAGAUAACUCUCAAAGCAAAUUGCGAUCAGCACCCACCGCCAUCUUUGUACCAUCCCUACGCAGACUACGAUCUGAUAGUUCUCGCUGGAGCAGUUAUUUGCUGCUUUGGGUUGCUCCUGGUCAUCCUGGCCAUAGUGCUCUGGAAAAAAUGCUUCAACACAACAUACACUAACGAAGCGGAUGUAGUGCAUGCGGAUCAGAAGCAACAGCAGCAGACGCAAAUCGACUGGAAGGCCACCUGCGACACCAACGGAGUAAUCCAGACCACCGUCCCUGUCACGAAGAUCAUGCAGAAUGGCAACCACAGGCAUCUGACGAUCGAUGGCGACUGAUAAAAGGUGAUCGAAGCCGGAAGCUGCCACCGCGAUGGUGUCCAGCACCACUGGCAGCAGACACAAAUCGAGAAGCGAGUUUCACCCACCACCAUCCCCGUCACCAAUUACGGAUCGCCGGCGAGGCAGUUCUCAAGAACUACCAUGCUCUACAUCCCCGAUCUGGAGGUGGUGAUCAAUCCGGAAGCUUGAAGACUGUUUUGCGGGGAUGCACAAUCCGUGGGUUAACGGGCGCAGCUUGUACAGUUAGUGAAUUUAAUUGGUAUUUUAAGCACACAUACACGUUCCGAUGAAAGAGAGAGAGAGGCGAAUAUGUAACUGAUAACAGGUAGAACGGAACACCGCAUGCUAGGAGUGAUGAUUAUGGGUUGAACAUGUGUUUAUUUUAAAACAGCCGUUCGAGUACAAGGCUUCGAAGAGCGGAAAACUGUGACAAAGUAUGCUUCAGGCUUGUGUAAAAUAUAGUAUUUUAAAAAAUCAGCGAAUAGCAAAUUCGCCAGGAAGGUUCUUGCCAAUAACUUUUCAUUUUUAAAAAACGACAAACGGUGUUAAAAAAACUCCCAGAAAGAGAGAGAAAAAGGAAGAUGUGUGAUAUUUUUAUACAUAUUUUCGGGACGUUCGAAAGAAACUAUGAAACGAGACUAGAGUGGAAAUAAAUUUUAAACAAUUGAAAACAAUAA